Messenger RNA from Corythoichthys intestinalis (scribbled pipefish), 4587 nucleotides. It is a transcript of the gene unc93b1, whose product is annotated as unc-93 homolog B1, TLR signaling regulator. The record is from RefSeq and is a predicted model, not a curated record. Gene Ontology annotation, cellular component: lysosome; endosome. NCBI's taxonomy places the organism in Eukaryota, Metazoa, Chordata, Actinopteri, Syngnathiformes, Syngnathidae. Gene Ontology annotation, biological process: toll-like receptor signaling pathway; toll-like receptor 9 signaling pathway; toll-like receptor 3 signaling pathway. The transcript has 13 exons. Gene Ontology annotation, molecular function: Toll-like receptor binding. Bases 1437 to 3341 code for a protein of 634 amino acids.
GAUAUGGACUAAUAUGUUCAGCCUGGCCUGGUCAUUCAGUGUGAAGUCAUGGGAUAUGUUUGCAUUUAUUAUUAUUAUUAUUUUUAUACUUUAUUUGACUAUUGUAUGCAGAUGUUUUCCUUUUUCUAAUACAGUAUAUGCAAUACAUCACAAAUAGUUCUAGCUUUGGUUCAGAACCUUCUUACCUUACAUUGUUUAGUUAGAUUUAUAAAUAAUCUACCAUGGCCAAUAAGAGUUCUGGACCUUUCUUUGCAUCACCUCACAUAGUUCCCCAUCCUGCUUUGUUUGUUCUAAUCCUAUAAGGAACCUAGCGUGCCUAUUACAUCUCUAUUGUAAUCUUGGCAUGUUAACCAGUUUUUCCCCUGAAUUUUGUAUCAGGGUCAGUGUUCCUGAGUCUUUAAAGUGUGACAUAAAUUUUCAAAUUUAACCUCAAGUAUAUCAAGUCCUAGAAAAAGUGUCAAGUGUAAAACAUUUAGUAUUUGAAAGUAAAAUGAGGAACAAGGCCUUUAUGGAGGUGAUUUGUGUCUUUAUUAUUCAAUAAAUUAAAAAAAAGUUGCCUUAAUCAAACAUUUCAAUCAAAAUAUAUAUCUUCAAUAAAAAGUCACGUCAAUUAAAAAGUGAAUGCAAAAAUACAUUUGAAACCAAAAAAAAAAUGCCUUUGAAAACUUUCUUUUUGGAUUGGUCUUAUUUGGUUUUGUUUGAAGAAAAAAAUUUUUUUAUUGAAUAAUAAAGACAGAAAUGUCCUAGCCAAAAUGUGGCCCAAACACAAAACAUUACUUCAAUCAAAAAAGUUUCAAUACAAAUUUUCAAAUGCAUUUUUUUUUUUAUUCUUAAAUUUAUUUUUGCAUCCAAGCACGUUUUUAAUUGGACCGACUUUUUUUUUUAAAUUGAAAAUAUAUAUUUUGAUUGAAGCGACUUUAAAAAAAAUAUAUAUUGAAGCAACUUUUGGAUUGAAUAAUAGAGACACAAAUCUACCUCCUUAAAUGAGGAGUGUGCUGUAAGUAGACCCCCCCCCCCCCCCCCCCUUCUAAUUUUGUGACGUUUGACCCAGUCUGGCAGCCCUCCAAAGUCAUGCUAGCCGAGCUGAUAUGCUUUUCCCUCUUAAAAUGAGUAAAACAGGCUCAUAGCCCGUACCACCCCCAGUAUUAUUUGGCAUGGGCGUUAUGAAUAGAAACUGGUGGAUUUUGAAGCGCGUAUUACAAGAAAUCUGUCCCUGUACCUUUAAGGCAAACACGAACAGAUGGGGAGGAAGUGAAGAAAAUUAGCUUUCGGUUCCUCUCGAAACUUAUUGAAUUGUAUACCUGUGGCUCGCAUACUGGAAAACGAAAGCCUAAAAGCGGCUCAGUGUUUUUGCUUCUGUAACACACAAUCGGACACUCGACCCUCAACCCUAAACUACGACACGGUAAGUGGCUGCAAGUAGACGAGAACUGUAAAUGCACGCUCGAUUUCAGAUGGCGGCCACAAAUGUACAGGAUGAGUUUAGCGAGGUGGAUAACGCUUUAGCGCCCCCAAAUGGCGCUGGUAAUGAAAUGCAGGCUGUUGGUCAAGAAGACGACAACAUGCAUGGUCAGUUGGAGGAAUUUUUAGGUCCACAGGCAGAAUUCAACGAGGAAGAGGAAGAGAAAAAAUAUUACAGGAGGAAGCGAUUUGGAGUCAUUAAGAAUGUGGUGGCAGCCAGUACUGGAGCCAUGAUUCUGUACAGCGUAUACAUGGGGUUACUGCAAAUGCAGCUUAUCCUUCAUUAUGAUAUGACGUAUCGUGAAGUAAAGUACAGCAACCUCGGUCUUCAGGACAUUGAUCGGAAGAUGCUGAGGGGGAUCAAUGUAACACCCAUAUUAGGCCUUCUUUACACCCCCAUUUUCAUCAGAUUUCUAGGAACAAAGUGGAUGAUGUUUUUGGCUUCAGGGGUCUAUGCAUUUUUUGUCUCUACCAAUUACUGGGAGCGUUACUACACCUUGGUUCCAUCUGCUGUUGCUAUCGGUGUGGCCAUUGUGCCACUGUGGGCCUCCCUUGGAAAUUAUAUCACAAGGAUGGCACAGCAAUAUUACGAAUACGUCAACUAUAAGGAAGAGCAUGUACAGGAGCAGAAGAAGAUUCCAAAAGGAGCAUGCCACAAAUACAUUAUCGUCUUCCAGUCAAUCUUCAAUAUCAUCUUCAAUCUGAGCUUCAUCUUUGCCCAGUUACCCAUGCGUCUCAUUCUCAAUGGCUACAUCCAAGACCCCAGUCAUGUUCUCUCGAAAGUCAACAAGUGUGGUGCUGUAAUCAGUGGCGUGAUUCCGGGAUUCAACACCACUGUGUUGAAAAGUCUACCACAGUCAAUGAAGCUGAUCAUCGUUGAGAGUAUCUUCAUGGGCUUCGCAUUCCUUUCCAUGAUUAUUUUCCUUGUGCUGUGUGGCGCCGCAUACAGUCCAACAGAGGAGAUCGACCUCCGCAGUAUUGGCUUUGGAAAUAUUUUCCAGCUUCCUUUCAAACACUUUAGAGACUACCGCCUACGUCUUCUCUGCCCUUUCUUCAUCUACAGUGGAUUGGAAGUUCUCUUCGCCGUCACCGGACUCACCUUGUCCUAUGGCGUAUGUACUUUGGGUCUAAAUAAACUUUGGCUCUUGAUUGUGGUCUAUGGGCUCUCCACCUCGUGCUUCUCUUUCCUGGCCUUCUUGCUCCUCCGUCUUCCGCGGUGGGUGUGCCUAUUAGGAGGAGCUGCUGUGCAUUUAGUGCUACUGGUGGUACUCAUGGUGUUUUCACCAACCCCACGAGAUCAGCGUUAUCAGGCCCCUCUUCUAGUGAUUUCUAUGCUUUGGGGACUUGGUACAGCCCUGAACAAGACUGGAGUGAGCACUGUGCUUGGUAUUUUAUAUGCUGAGGAGAAAGAACGUCUGGACUUCGUCUACACAAUCUAUCACUGGUUGCAAGCCAUUGCAAUCUUUGUAGUUUACCUUUGGUCAGAUUUGCCAAUGAGGGCUAAACUUGCCAUCCUGUUAGUGACUUUACUGCUAGCAUGCUAUUGCUACUGGGUGAUGGAACACCGCCUGGCCAAGAAUGUACAUCGUAGAUUGCCCCGUAUCCCACGUCCAAGGCACAAGGUCAAAGGUUAUCGCUAUUUGGAAGACGGCAACUCAGAUGAGUCAGACUCUGAGAAAAGCGAGGAGGAUGACGAAAACAAUGCUGAGGACAUAGAGGCAGAGGAGCUGGUGAAUGAGUUUGGAGCCGAGAACAUGGAGGCCGAACGCCAGGACGAUGGUGAUCUGGGAGCUGACUCACUCAGGGCCAGGAGGAAGAGGGCAGAAAAUCACCAGCAAAGGGAGGAGGAUAUCCAUGCAAUUGAGGGCCAGAGGGGAUGAACACGAUUAAAUUAAGAGAAAUGAAGUGAGUGAUUUUGACAGGGACGCAAGUUUUCAUUUCAUCAUGCUUAAAAUCAUUCUUAGUUUUCGAUGAAUGAAAAUUGUUCUUUUAUCAAGCUGUAACUAUAUUCAGAAUUGUGACAGUUUUGUAAAAAAUCGAUUAAGCUAGAUCUUUUCUGCAGAUUGAAAAUGUAUUUUCUGUGUUUAGAGUUUAUUUCUUUUGAACUAUGUGGCUUUAAGAAUGCAAUUUCACAAGCGUGUGUUGAUGGUGUGUGUGUGUGUGUGGGGGGGGUGGUAAUAAAAGAGACAUUUAAAGACAUAAAAGCUAUAAAAGUCUGAGGUGACCUAUUUUGGUUUUUAGGUUAUUUAGUAUUAAUAUUAUUUAAAUAAUUAUUGAUGGCCUUGAAUGGCGUUUGCAAUAUAAUUUGUUUUGAAAAUGCCCAGAAUGUACUUAUUCAAGGCCCUCCAAACAAUUACUAAUUGAUGGCUGACUGGGUCAAAUUUAAAAUACAGUAUUUCAUAUUUAAAUAUAAACAGUUUUCUACGAUUGGCUAAUUAGCAAAGCAUUCAACUGCAGUCCACAAGUUUCCAAAGGCAACGACAUAAGAGCAGGGGAGAUUAAUUUGAAGUAAUCAAGUACUUAAACACCUGACGGCCUCGCGCUGUCCACAUUUCUGUCAACAAUUACAGUGUUAAGUAUCGUAGUAAACCACAACAAAUGUGUGUAUUUGCAUAUACUCUUAUUACCAUGCUUAGAUGGCUUGGCCGGGGCCUAUAGCAACUGUUGUCAGAAAAGAUGAAAUUGCGCAUAUUGUGUAUCAUUUACUAAGUCAAUUUUCCUGAAAACGGUACAUUCCGGCUUCCAAAAAGCUUAGAGAAUUCUCACAAAAUACUGUGACUUGAAGCCAUUAAUAAACUGAUCUGAGUUUGGCGCAAUUCAAUAUAUUUGCAAGCUCUCCUGAGAUGAGUGGCCGUCUGCCGAGAGCAAAGCAGACAGGCAAAGAAAACCUUGGAAAGGAAAAAUGUUGAGAAUUUGUUUCUUUGUCUAUGACUUGGAGUGCGUUUACAGUUUACCUAUUUUUUGUUCAGUGUUGUUGGCUCAUUUGUACCUUUUUUGCCAUUCACUUUUGUUGCUGUGACUGUUUAAUGUAUUUGAUGCUGCUGUCUGACUUUUGCUGUGAUUAAAACCAUUUGGUGUUUUCCUGCCUUUACUUCUGCUUUUAAGUUCAUCGGCUUUAAAGUUGAG